This is a messenger RNA of Manihot esculenta (cassava), 1566 nucleotides long. Its product is annotated as putative kinase-like protein TMKL1. The record is from RefSeq and is a predicted model, not a curated record. Gene Ontology annotation, biological process: protein phosphorylation. NCBI's taxonomy places the organism in Eukaryota, Viridiplantae, Streptophyta, Magnoliopsida, Malpighiales, Euphorbiaceae. Gene Ontology annotation, molecular function: ATP binding; protein kinase activity; protein binding.
UUUUCUUAUUUAAUAUCAACCCGGAUAGAGGAUUCACUAUCCGGGUCUCUCCCUGAACCUGCAUUGCCCAGCUCUACGUGCAAGAAUAGCAGCAACAAGUUUUCUGGGAAUUUCCCGGAAUUUUUUAAUGGCUUUCAAGGGAUCAAGGAGCUCGAUCUAUACAAUAACAUGUUUUCGGGUUCUAUUCCUCAGAGUUUAACUUCGUUAAACCUUGAAAAAUUGAAUCUUUCGCACAAUAAUUUUAGUGGGAUGUUGCCUAUUUUUUAUGAACCAAAAUUUGGUCCGGAGGUUUUUGAAGGGAACGAUCCUAGUCUUUUUGGGUUGCCAUUAAGAAGUUGCAGCGACAGUUCAAGACUGAUCUCAGGUGCAAUUGCUGGCUUUGUGAUUGGAUUAAUGACUGGAGUCGUAGUUUUGGCCUCAGUGUUGAUUGGCUAUAUGCAAAACAAAAAGAGAAAAGAUAAGGAGGACAGUGAAGAUGAUAUAGAGGAAGGAGAAGAUGAUGAAAAUGGUGGCACUGGCCGCGGCGAAGGAAAGCUAAUUUUGUUUGAAGGCGGCGAGCAUUUGACAUUAGAGGAUGUUCUGAAUGCGACAGGACAAGUAACCGAGAAAACUAGUUAUGGGAGUGUUUACAAAGCAAAGCUUGCUGAUGGAGGUACAAUUGCUUUAAGGUUGUUGAAAGAAGGUAGUUGCAAGGAUAGAAGUUCGUGCUUACAAGUGAUAAAAGAACUGGAAAAAAGUCGACAUGAGAACCUGAUUCCUUUGAGAGCUUUCUACCGGGGAAUAAAAGGGGAGAAGCUGCUCAUAUAUGACCAUCUUCCUAACAGAAACCUUCAUGAUCUUUUACAUGAAGCUGGAAAACCAGUGUUGAACUGGGCUAAGCGGCGCAAGAUUGCAUUGGCUAUAGCCAGGGGACUAGCACAUCUUCAUGCAGGCUUUGAGACACCCAUUACCCAUGGAAAUGUGAGAUCCAAAAAUGUGGUUGUGGAUGAAUUAUUUGUUGACAGGCUUACUGAAUUUGUGCUUGACAAGCUAAUGGUUCCAGCCGUGGCUGAUGAGAUAGUGGCACUGGCAAAAACAGAUGGUUACAAAGCACCAGAGCUUCAGAGGAUGAAGAAAUGCAAUUCCAGUACAGAUGUUUUUGCAUUCGGAAUACUUUUACUGGAGAUUUUGAUAGGCAAAAAACCUGGGAAGAAUGGGAGAAACUGUGAUUUUGUGGACUUCCCUUCAAUGGUAAAAGUGGCAGUUUUGGAGGAAACAACAAUGCAGAUUUUUGAUGUGGAGAUUUUGAAGGGGAUAAAGAAUCCAAUGGAAGAAGGAUUGAUUCCGGCACUGAAACUGGCAAUGGGGUGCUGUGCUCCAGUGGCUUCAGUUAGACCCACCAUGGAUGAAGUUGUGAAGCAAUUGGAAGAGAACAGACCGAGAAACAGGUCUGCUUUGUACAGUCCUGCCGAAACAAGAAGCGAAAACGGAACCGUUUCUAAUGAAAUAUAAUCAUAUUCCCUUCCUUUUUUCUAUUUCCAGGUAAAAUUAUGAUGACAUAUGUAAUUGGAAUCAGGAGUAAAUUGA